CCAUGCGUGUAAAAACAAAGCAUCUUUGUUUUGAGUGGAUACAAAUUCAUAGUACUGUAAUAAAGUUCAAAAGAUGAUGAAAUGAACAGAUUGUUAAAAACAAGUUUUAAUUCUGGCAUAUCUAAACAGAAAUCAAACGUUGCAGCUCAGUCAGUGUUUCAUGGAGACAGCACUGUUAUUAUUUUACUGUCCCCUCCCUCUGCCCUCCCCAACAUUCCACACAUGCGGAGAAGCAACAAGCUACCGAACCAGCAGCAACAGCUAGCCGCCCGCCAGCAGCUAUCUCCGUGGGGGACGAGGCGUAUUAACAUGCAAAAGUUUAGAAAAACGGAUUCCUUGUCCUAAGCAGGCACAAGAGUGACGUUGGGCGCAACCCGAGACGGCUGUGGAAACCAUGGGUCACGUCGGGCUCUCGUAAUAGAUAGUUAUUUGCGUUAUUUAGUGCUUCAAAUGUGCGAAAAGUCGCUCGGUGUGUCCUCGUCGUUGAACAAGAUGGCAGCAGCAGCAGGAGCAGCACCGUUGCAGGAAUCGACUGUGGUGCGGGUCCUCGUUGCUAGCCAGCUCUUUCACACCCUGGGCGAUACGAUUUACUGGUUUUGUUGAAGGUAUGGCCUCACAAGUCUUGGUCUACCCAUCACAGAUGCACUCAGCUCAAACAAGUGCCUUAGGAACCAGCAGUAGUGGUACCAGCAGACAUAUAGGUGAACCCCACCGCAGUAAUAACACCAGCAGAGCCUUUCAGCACCGACCACCACCCAAAACCUAUGUGAUCGGAGUCAACUACGGUAUUGCAUAUCCCAACAACGUUGUCCCAUCCUCAGUCGGGGCUGAUUCAGGGAGACUGCACGCAGGAAUACAGCUCGGAGAAGGGGGGCUGUGGGCAUUGCAGACUGCAGGAAUACAGAGUGAAGAGAACCUAGGAGAAGGUCCAACUCGGACCCAGGAUCAGCAGUCUCUUUGCCAGAGCAGAGGCAGAGGCCCACAGGAAGUGAGGCUUUAUAGGGACAGUGGUGGUACUCCAGCAGGAGGAGGCCUGGACUGUGGGCUGCUGAGUAGGGCCUGUAUCAGAACGCAAGAGGACGGUGGUAGAAACAGAAGAGUACCGAGGCCAGGAGGAUACACCAAACUUUUAGACACAGCUGCCAUCCAGAAAUGUGAAAAGAAGACAGGUGAAAGUGGAGAACAACUGCAGGGAAACAACUGUGUCGGAACCAUGCAGAUAGUGGAGGAGGUAUCUGCUCUGCCUUCACUUCCUCCUCCGGUGGCCAUGUUGCAAACCAACACUGGGAACUUUGCAGACACUGUCAGAUUAGGAGGUGGAGGGAUGCCUGCUCAACACAACAGGGUGGAAGGUGUGACAGACAUUGGAAUCAGGGUGGAUGGAUCUGAAAUCAGGCCAAAUGGCAGUAACGAGGCAGUGGCUGGAGCUACAGUGACUAGAGCUGGGUCAGGAGAUGGUGACUACCAGUUAGUUCAGCAUGAGGUUCUGUGUUCCCAGAAGAACAGCUACGAGGUUUUGGAGUUUCUGGGUCGUGGCACCUUUGGCCAGGUGGUAAAGUGUUGGAAGAGGGGAACGAGUGAAGUGGUGGCUGUUAAAAUACUGAAGAACCAUCCGUCUUAUGCACGUCAGGGACAGAUUGAGGUUGAGAUAUUGGCACGGUUGAGCAGUGAGAAUGCAGAGGAGCACAAUGUGGUGCGUGCUUUGGAGUGCUUCCAGCACCGCAGCCACACCUGCCUGGUGUUUGAGAUGUUGGAGCAAAAUCUGUAUGACUUUCUUAAACAGAACAAGUUCAGCCCACUGCCACUCAAAAUCAUCAGGCCUAUUCUGCAGCAGGUGGCAACAGCCCUAAAGAAGCUCAAGUCUUUGGGUUUGAUUCACGCUGACCUGAAGCCAGAGAACAUCAUGCUGGUUGACCCCUCCAGACAGCCCUACAGAGUCAAAGUCAUUGAUUUUGGCUCAGCCAGCCAUGUCUCCAAGGCUGUCUGUUCCACUUAUCUGCAGUCCAGAUACUACAGGGCUCCAGAGAUUAUUUUGGGCCUGCCAUUUUGUGAGGCCAUAGACAUGUGGUCGCUGGGAUGUGUGAUAGCUGAGCUCUUCUUGGGUUGGCCUCUCUACCCUGGAGCGCUGGAGUACGACCAGAUCCGGUACAUCUCUCAGACUCAAGGCCUGCCUCCCGAGCAGCUGCUCAACAAGGGGACCAAGACCUCUCGUUUCUUCUCCAAAGAAUCAGAUUCUCCCUAUGCAUCGUGGAGACUAAAAACAACAGAGGAGCAUGAGAAAGAGACAGGACUUAAAUCCAAAGAGGCCAGAAAGUACAUCUUCAGCUGUCUGGAUGACAUAGCCCACGUGAACUUGGUGCUGAGUCCUGAUAACGCUGACAUGCAAGCAGAGAAGGCAGACAGGCGGGAGUUUGUGUCUCUGCUUAAGAGCAUGCUUUUGGUCGAUGCCGAAGACAGGACUGUUCCCACCAGUGUCCUCAGUCACCCCUUCCUCACUAUGACUCAUCUUCUGGACUACCCUCACAGCAACCAUGUGCAGUCAUCUUUCCGCAUCAUGGACAUGUGCCACACUCGGUCCAGCAAUGCAGUUUUUGACGCUCUCAACCAGAACACCAUUCAUUUCUCAAGGCCACCUCUAGCUCCCACUGCCUCCUCUGGCCUCCUGGGCUACAGCAACAUACCAAUCCACACUCAGGCUAUCACCCAGUCGGCUCCAUCAGUGUUGCAUCCGGGGAUAGCUCUGACAACCGGAAAUGGUCAGUUUGGGUGCAGUGACUCAUUCCCACCUGCCCUCCUUCUUUGUCCUCCAACCAUGCAAGGCAACCUUAAUCAGCCAGCAGGUUAUUCUGUCCCCAUGGCAACUCAGGCACCUCCUAUACAACCCUUACCUGUGAGGCCUGGUGUAAUAGCUCAGCAGGCCUGGUCUAACCGGGGGCAGCAGCUCCUUGUCCCAGCAGCCUGGCAGCAGAUGACUCCAGUAGGGCCUCCUCCCUCUCACCCACCACCACCACCACCAUCCUCCCUAACCAAGGACACCACAGCUGGACCUCAGCGAAUCAGCGACUGGGGGAAAGUGCGUCCACACAACAGCCACUAUAACGCAGUGAUCAAACAACCUCUUCUGACUAAUCAGAUGCCAGCGCUCUCGGCCCAUCAGCCGAUCAACAUUGGCAUAGCUCACGUUGUGUGGCCACAGCCAACCAAUAAAAGGAACAGGCGCAGUCACAACAGGAACCUGUCUCACUCCAGCAACGUCCACAUCACUGGAUGUCGGACCCCCAAAAUGGCUGAUGCUGUUGAACAGGCAGUGGCAGGAAGGGAGCAGCCUCAAAGGGAGGUGCCUUUAGUGGAAACCAGGCAACCAGAAGUUCAAAACACAGAUGAGGACGAUGAUGAUGCAGAGGAGGAAGUGAGCUGCUUCAAAGAGGUGGCGACGAACGCUAAUAGAGAGUCGGACUUGCUCAGGCAGCGAGAUGUAGCGGUUCUGAUGGCCGGCACUGACGGGAGCCCCACGCCCAGCGUUAUCAGCAUCCACAGUGAUCUGACAGAUGCAGAGGAUGAGGGUGGGGAGGAACAACCACUGAGGUGCCGUCUGAAUGAGUGCAAAGAGAAGUGUGUGUGUGAGGCUUGCGGAAACACCAGUUUGUCUAUGGAGAGAGUGUGCUCACUGAGCAGCCCCGACAGCAGCCUCAGCACCAGUUCGUUUGCCUCCAACUCUCUUCAGUCCAGCCCUUCAGUCUCACCAUGCAAGAGAGCCAACAGCAUGUCUGAGGAUGAUGGUCACGAGAGCGGCUGUGACACAGUGGAAGGCUCCCCCUCAUCCGACACGUCGACUUCCCCUCGCGGCAACAGUUCCUAUCGUUACCUUGACAACAGUAACCACAACAACCACCCGUCUUUGGCUGCUGUAGUAGCGCCACUACCUUCGCCUACUGUGCAGGGCAGGAGCCCACGUGGCAUCAGGACAAUGGUAGUUCCACCAAUGAGAGUGCAGAAUAACAACACUCAGGGGAUAGAGGAGCGUGUCCAGAGAAACGGUCAUUUGGAAGCAGUAGGGGCUUACCGCCCCCUAGUGCAGCCGUACGCUUCAAACCAGAGCAGCAAAGAAUGGAACGGCAACUAUGGGCCUCUGCGGCCGCACGCCUACAUUCCCCCUACUGUCCACACGCACACCUUCAGCCCCACACACACCUCAGCCGCCCCCCACACUCUGCUGUCCUACCCUCCCAGCGGCCCACUCACCACCGCCCACCAUCCCCACCCCAUCCUGCCUUCUCGCCCACCUCCUCCCCCUCUCCUCCAGCAUGGCUACGGUCUUUCCCACCCCCAAGGAGGUGCUAUAGUUCACCAGGUGACCCUGAGCAUCAGCGCCCACCCUCACCACCCUGGACACCCCGCUCCCCACCCUCACAGGCUCCUCCCUUCCCCAACCAUCCACCCGCACCACCAGCCUGGAUACGCCGCCCACCCCCACCAGUUCAAGCCUCCCUUCCCUCCUCCACCGCCCCCUCCUCACCCUUACAUGGCCUCCCCAGCCGCCUACACAGGCUUCCCUCUGAGCCCCACCAAGCUCAGCCACCACCCCCAGUUCUCUUAUAUCUGAGGAGCAGGGCAGGGCCACAGCAGUACCUUCUGGUCAGGAAGGGCCACGGGAAGUGGACAGGGGCAUCAACCUGGGCCGGGAGAGCUAGCAGCAGAGCACAAAAUGGACGCAUGUAAUGAUGAAGAUGAGCAAGAAGAAGAUGGGAAGAUGGAAAACAACGUAUCAUAGCGGACAGAGUAAGAAAAAAAGUAACAAUGCCGAAGAUGACGUUUAAAGUUUGGAGGACAAAGAAAUUCCCAGCCUGUAAUCCCGAUUCAUUGAUUAUGUUUUGAUUGUCGGAGCAUCUUGAGCUCUGAAAGACUCUCCGUGAAAUCGACUAACAGAAGUAAUAAUAGAUUAGAACCGCAAAGCUUUAAAGAGAGCGCAACGGGAGUGAAUGAAUUCAUAUGACAAUAAGGAAAUUUUAAUUAAGAAUGUGUCCUUUGCAUGUUACCUCCCAUCAGUGGUUGUUUUUCAGAGAGUAUGAUCUAAUUCACGGCUGGAAAUCAGUAGUUGUUGCUGUCAGGCGGCCCAGCCUCUCUCCCCCUUUAUCCUUAUUGCCUUGUAGCAUGUACAAGCCGGUCAGAGUGUGUUUGUUAAGCCAUCCCAGUGUGUAUCGACGACCGCUGAUAGCCCCCCACCCCCUCUUUGUUUCGGGCAGACUGUACUGCUGCCCUCUCUUAGUGCCUUAAAACGAGUGUCUCUGACGUUACUUCAGGAGCUUAUACAGUAGAUUGUACAUUUAAAUAGUCUUGCAGCACUUAACCUACAGAGUUUAAAUAAGAUGGGCUUAUUGGAUACAUAUGAGGUUAAUCCUUGUUUUUAUGUUAUAAUAUUGGCAAACGUUGGACUUGGGUGUGCUUUCUAAGUCAGAGUAUGGAUUUCUUUUAGCUAGAGGCUGCACACAUAGGGCUUUGACUGAAUGAGCUUUUUAUGUACAUAAAGAGUGAUUUGAUAUUUUGAUAAUCGUUUUCUAUUCACUAUAAUACUUAAUUCACAACAGUAUUGUCACUGUUUACUGUAACUGCAAUACAAUCUAGAUAGACUCUG
Molecule: messenger RNA, 5632 nt
Organism: Pundamilia nyererei
Lineage: Eukaryota; Metazoa; Chordata; Actinopteri; Cichliformes; Cichlidae
Gene: hipk3a
Product: homeodomain interacting protein kinase 3a
Exons: 18
Coding region: 608-4603 (1331 amino acids)
Biological process (GO): peptidyl-threonine phosphorylation; peptidyl-serine phosphorylation
Cellular component (GO): cytoplasm; nucleus; PML body
Molecular function (GO): protein tyrosine kinase activity; ATP binding; protein serine/threonine kinase activity
Source: RefSeq, a predicted model, not a curated record